This is a messenger RNA of Juglans regia (Persian walnut), 2245 nucleotides long. RefSeq names its product pentatricopeptide repeat-containing protein At1g09190-like. The record is from RefSeq and is a predicted model, not a curated record. Gene Ontology annotation, molecular function: RNA binding; protein binding. The transcript has a single exon. NCBI's taxonomy places the organism in Eukaryota, Viridiplantae, Streptophyta, Magnoliopsida, Fagales, Juglandaceae. Gene Ontology annotation, biological process: RNA modification. Bases 112 to 1566 code for a protein of 484 amino acids.
UCCACCCACCAUAAGGUCCACGACACUUCAAAUUUCUGCUUUUCUGACUGUAACACGUUUCUCUCGCACAAUCGCUAUGACUGGCAGUAUCACAUUGCCGUAGCUGGAACCAUGAGCAAAGCCUACCGCGAGGCAGAACGGCGAGUCCUCCGCCUUCUCCACGGCCACAAAACCAGAACCCAGAUUCCCCAAAUCCACGCCCACUUCCUCCGCCACGGUCUUGACCAAUCCAACCAAGUCCUCGCCCACUUCGUCUCCGUUUGCGGGUCCCUUGACAAAAUGGCUUAUGCAAAUCGCAUCUUUCUCCAAACGCACAACCCAAAUAUUUUCCUCUUCAAUUCCAUGAUCAAAGGCUAUUCACUUUGUGGACCCUUUGAACAGUCUCUCCAUCUGUUUUCUCUUUUGAAAAGUCGCAGCAUUCGGCCUGAUGAAUACACGUUUGCGCCAUUGCUUAAGUCGUGUUCUGGUCUUUGUGGUUUCAAAAUUGGGAAAUGUGUUCAUGCGGAUAUUAUUAGAGUCGGGUUUGAGUGUUUUGGUUCUAUUCGAAUCGGGAUUAUAGAGUUUUACGUGACUUGUGAGAGAAUGGAUGAUGCUACGAAGGUGUUCAAUGCAAUGUCUUACAGGGAUGUAGUGGUUUGGAAUUUGAUGAUUCGGGGUUUCUGCAAGAUGGGUAACGUUGAUUUGGGGCUACAUUUGUUUAGGCAGAUGACUGAAAGGAGCAUUGUUUCUUGGAAUUCAAUGAUUGCUUCCUUAGCACAGAGUGGACGAGAUAAUGAGGCUCUGGAACUUUUUGGUGAGAUGUGGCAGCAGGGUCUUGAACCAGAUGAGGCGACUGUGGUCAUUGUUUUGCCUGUUUGUGCACGUUUGGGGGCUUUUGACGUUGGUCAGUGGAUACACUCUCACUCAGGUUCUAGAGGGCUUCUGCACGAUGUUAUUUCUGUGGGUAAUUCGCUUGUAGAUUUUUAUUGUAAAUGUGGAAAUUUAGAAAUUGCAUGGAAUAUUUUUAAUGAAAUGCCAGUCAAAAAUGUCGUUUCAUGGAAUGCAAUGAUCUCGGGUCUGGCAUUUAAUGGGAAGGGUGAGACUGGGGUCAACUUGUUUGAGGAAAUGAUCAAUAAAGGUAUGAGCCCUAAUGGUGCAACGUUUGUAGGUGCUUUAGCAUGUUGUGCCCAUACAGGCUUGGUGGAAAGAGGACGAGAGUUGUUUGCUUCUAUGACAGCAAAUCACCAAAUCCAUCCAAAACUUGAGCAUUAUGGAUGUAUGGUUGAUCUUCUUGGGCGUAGUGGGUGUGUGGGGGAGGCUCAUGGCUUGAUUAGAAGCAUGGCAAUGAAACCAAACGCUGCUUUAUGGGGUGCAUUGCUCGGUGCUUGCCGUACUCAUGGUGAUUUAGAGCUUGCAGAACUCGCAGUAAAAGAGCUGAUCAAUCUUGAACCAUGGAAUUCUGGUAAUUAUGUGCUCUUGUCAAAUAUAUAUGCGGAAGAAGGGAGGUGGGAUGAGGUUGAGAAGGUCCGGGUUUUAAUGAAGGAAAAGUGCGUCAAGAAAGCACCAGGGCAGAGUGUGAUUAAAUAGUUAUGAAAUGUGGGAGUCCUUAUUCUUGGUUGGUAAGGUAAUAGUGCCAUGGUUCUAAGUUGUGAUACUUACCACCAUCUCCACCAUGAAUGAAGAUUGUACAUGGUGGAUGCUUAGGGAAUGACUUUCAGCAAAGGCAAAGGAGGCUGAAUGGUUUGGGUAUCUCCCUAGAUCCCGGUCAUAUACAUGAAGAGGAUUAUGAGACCACAUGAAAAUGGGAGCAGGAGGCAGAAAGGAAGCUAACCUGCGGAUGGGGUAAGAGAACUUACAACUAGGUUUCUUAUGGAGAGAAUAUACCCUGAAAAAUGCAUUUAGUGAAACGCAUUUAGAGUUUGAGAUAUCCUACUAGGUACAUAUCUAAGCAUCAUAGUGUCCUUUCGGGGAAACCCCUCUUUUUGUCCAUCACAAAUAUAAAGAAAGAAAAACUUGGUUACAUUCUUCUAAAUGAAGUACAUCAAGACAGCCGGACAUCGUAUGUUAUCAUUUUCUCCAAUGAUACUUCAAGUUGUCAUAUAAGAUGGAAAAACAGCAAACAAUAAUCAGCAUGAAAGUGUGGAAGCUGAUUGAGUUUGGCAAUCGGUGUGCAUUGCUUGUUACUCCUUCAAUAUACUGUCCCACAUUGAAAUUCCCUGUACAAACAGAAACUUUUGUUAUUAAUUGAAUAGUUGUUCGUCUUAAG